This is a messenger RNA of Puccinia graminis f. sp. tritici CRL 75-36-700-3, 1484 nucleotides long. RefSeq lists its product as uncharacterized. The record is from RefSeq and is a predicted model, not a curated record. The transcript is spliced from 3 exons. Bases 27 to 1190 code for a protein of 387 amino acids. Lineage: Eukaryota; Fungi; Basidiomycota; Pucciniomycetes; Pucciniales; Pucciniaceae.
GUGGGAGUUGGAUCGGAUUCUUCAAGAUGAACACCAACCAGGAAGGAGGCACUGCUACUACCACCACCGGCCCAGCCAGCACAUCCACUCAACCCAGCACAACGACUGCCGAGGCACCGACGGACUCGAGCUGGGUGAGCGUCGUCCCCUUGCCGCCACCGCCAUCGUAUGCCGAAGCUUCCCUAGGAGCCUCAGUCGCCGCACCCUUCUCAAUUCCUCCCUCGCUCCAUCAUCCACAUCCUAAUCAACAUACCAUCGAGACCAGCCAUCGGUUUCCUUCUGGCCUGUUCGUCUUGAGGAAUAGGAGUAGCCUCAAAGUCCUUGAUGUCUCUGGCGCAAGUACUCUUGUCGGUACCCCGGUGAUCGCUUAUAAUCCUAAACGUCCUACCUUGGUGAAUGGCGAUUUACUUCAUAAGGAAAAUAAUCAGCUAUUUUUCUUGGAUUGGCAUGGAUGUCUAUGUUCGGCGAGCGCGGGGUUACGAGUGGACGUUAGUGAGGAGUACGGGCUAAAGCUGACGAAACCGCAGCCGAUCUUAAGCCGACCGACGCGGGCGUCGCAUCCGCCGGCGGAGUUUCGAUACGACCCGAUGACGCGGACGAUCGGGGUGGAGUUCAAGCACGACCCAACCUAUUCGAAUGCGACGAUGGGCGAGAUCCAUAGUGUGGAUUAUCUGCUCGAAGUCCAGCCGAUGUCCUCUGGCUCGACCAGGAAACCCUCCUCGUCGAUCAUCAACAGCCCGUUCCCACUAGAAAAGCUCUCUGAAUGGUUCCCCUUCUCCGCCGCCAAAUCCACCCCCUCUUCUUCCGUCCAAGCCUGCUCUUCUUCAUCGCCCAUCACAGGCCGGAGGUCGAUGAACGGAUCCUCUUUAGAUGAGGGGGAGGAGGAAGAAGAAGAUCCGGACUUGGACGACUCCCCCGAUCCCGCUAGGGUGGUCCGAGUAGUCUCUGUCGCCCCAGGCUGGCGCGAAAAGUUCCCGUCUUCGGGCACGCCCGAGGCACGUAAAUGGGCCAAGCGACAGUGGGAUAUCGCUAGCAUCAUCGUCCAGCCCGCCGGCCCCCCUUCCGCUGAAAGUACCACACUUAGAUCAGAUCAUCCUGAUCCGCCUAUCAGCGUCUUGGCCGACUUGGGCGAAGCCCUGGGUGACCUGGGUCAUGAAAUCUUUCGCGCUUUUGGCGGCUCGACUAAAUGAAAUCCAACAAACCAUUCAUGUAUUGAUUUCUUUUAGCUUAUUUAUCUAUUUAUUUAUUUGGCGAGACUAUUAAUACAUGGUCGUUAUUAUAUAAUCUAUUUCAACCUUUUGUUGUAUUCAAGUAAACACGUUGUGGCCCCCACAUAGAUCUGUGUUAUUAUGUACUCGUUCUAUUGAUAAGUAGUUUUUUUUAAAAAAAAGGAAAAGAUGAUUGCAAGAUGAACAUUACAUUGUAUUGGAUGGAUUACUAUUUACUUUUCUGAAUGCGGAGAGGAUCAGAAAGCUGCUUACGAC